Messenger RNA from Notodromas monacha, 1173 nucleotides. The record is from the annotation of a GenBank genome assembly. Lineage: Eukaryota; Metazoa; Arthropoda; Ostracoda; Podocopida; Cyprididae.
AUGGGUGACCUGAAGACCUUUUCGAACCCAGAUGUUCCGGGUUACUUGGGGUUCGCCAAUUUGCCGAAUCAGGUUCAUCGCAAGUUCGUCAAGAAGGGAUUUGAAUUCACCUUGAUGAUAGUUGGAGAGUCCGGGCUUGGGAAAACAACGCUGGUCAACAGCCUUUUCCUGACUGAUUUGUACCCGGAACGUGUGAUUCCGAAUGCGGCUGACAAAACCAAGGCGACUGUGAAGAUUGAGGCGUCGACGGUGGAGAUUGAGGAGCGCGGCGUGAAACUGCGGCUGACUGUCGUGGACACGCCGGGAUUCGGGGACAGCAUCAACAGCACGGAUUGUUUCCAGACCAUCAUCCAGUACAUCGACGACCAGUACGAGCGGUAUUUGCAGGACGAGAGUGGACUGAAUCGGAGGAACAUUGUGGACAACCGGGUCCAUUGCUGCUUCUACUUUAUUUCUCCCUUUGGCCACGGGUUGAAGCCGUUGGACAUAGACUUUAUGAAGCAGUUGCACGCCAAGGUGAACAUCGUGCCGGUGAUUGCCAAGGCGGACACGCUGACGCGGAAGGAGGUGCUCGCUCUCAAGACGCGCGUGGUGGAGCAGAUUCAAGAGCACGGGAUCCGAGUGUACACCAUUCCCGACUGCGACUCGGACGAGGACGAAGAGUACAAGGAGCAGAUCCGGAUCCUCAAGGCCUCGGUGCCGUUUGCCGUCUGCGGCUCGAACCAGCAGUUUGACGUCAAGGGCAAGAAGGUGCGCGGGCGGAUGUACCCCUGGGGCGUGGUGGAGGUGGAGAACCCGGACCAUUGCGACUUUAUCAAACUGCGAGCCAUGCUGGUGAUGCACAUGCAGGACCUGCAGGAAGUGACGCAGGACCUGCACUAUGAGAACUACAGGUCGGAGCGACUGGCGACCAAGAACAACACCAACACGGCGACAUCGACGACGACGACGACGACGAUGAUGAUGAUGGCGGCGGCGAGCAAUGGCAUGAAGCAUCACGGACUGUCGUCUGGGGAUGGAGUGUCUCGAAGGAUGGGAGGAGGAGGCGGCGGCGACGACGUGGAUGGGCUGUUGUCAGACAAGGACCGGCUGUUGAAGGAGAAGGAGGAGAAGCUGAGAGAGAUGGAGGCCAUGUUGUCCAUGAUGAAGCAGCAGAUGAACUCGCAGGCCUGA